AUGAAUGGUGUUUCGUAUUCUUGCAGCGACCUCAAAUUUGCCGCUGUUAACAGUGAAGCGUCCCUACCAGUCGCGGAUUCUGCUCUCUACCUUGGAGAAAUACCACCUUACAAACAUGAAGACGUAUCCGAGGUAAUAAGAUAUUUGAUGCACAAUGUCACCGACGAGAUGCACCGAACUCAUCACAUCUUCUGUGAAAUGGACGUCCUUCACAAAGAAGCAGAUGAUUUAGAAUGGAAAGAAAGUGCGAGAUGGGUAAAGUAUGAGGAAGAUGUUGAAGAUGGCGGUGAAAGAUGGUCAAAACCUCACGUCGCUUCCUUAUCCAUGCAUGCCUUGUUUGCAUUGAAGAAAUGUGUUUACGAAGGAGCAGUUCUUCUGGAUAUUCCCGCCAAUGACAUGCCUUCCAUAAUAGAUCGAGUGAUAAGAGCUUGGCGGGAAAACUGUGGCAUGUCUGAUCCGGAAGAACAAGAAUUGGUGCGUAAGGUUUUACUUAAGCGUCACAAACAUCUGAAUGCCAAAAGAAAGUACAGAGCAAAUCAAGAAAAACUGAGAUCUAGCAAAAGCCUUGUUGAUCAGAAUCAUGCACACUUGAGAACUGCUAAGAGCACAGGGAACUUGAAAACGUCUAGCAGCUGCAGUAGCAUAGACAGCGGAGUAACUAACGGUGAAAUUGGCGAUUUAAACUCGCAUUCGAAAGGAAAUAUGCAUUUCAUGAGAAAAAUUCCCAAGGAUUCCGAAGCAGCCAGUAUGAUGGUCGGCACAAUAGAUUCCCUUACCAAUUUCUACAUGGCAUUUGUCCGUCUUCAGAAAUCUGGUAUGAUUGGUCAACUCACAGAAGUUUCGUUGCCAACAAAAUUCUUAUUCAUUCUCCUUUCGCCGAGUGGCUAUCGAAAUGAAAUUCAAGAGAUUGGUCGAAGUAUAUCGACGAUGAUGAUUGAUGAAAUAUUUGGAGAAGUGGCGUAUAAAUGUCGCAACAAGACCGACCUUAUUGCUGGGAUAGAAGAAUUUAUGGCUCAAGGAACUGUCUUGCCCCCAGGAGAAUGGGACCCUAAAAUUAGAAUUGAACCGCCCGUUUCUGUUCCAUCUCAAGUGAGACAAACAGUCAGUGAUUUCUCAGUGUUCAUUGCAAUUAUUGUAAUGUCUGCUAUUGAUUCUUCAGUUGGCUUAGACACACCAAAACUUGUUGUCCCUUCAGAGUUCCAACCAACAGAUCCAACCAAGAGAGGUUGGGUAAUUAACCCUAUCAGCAGUAAAAACCCCUGGUGGUUAUAUAUAGCUGCAGUACUUCCAGCUCUGUUGGCGGCCAUUUUAAUUUUUCUUGAUCAACAAAUCACUAGUGUUAUCGUCAAUCGCCGAGAAAACAAAUUGAAGAAAGGAGGAGGUUACCAUCUUGACAUGCUGAUUGUAGCCAUUUUGGUAGCAAUUUGUUCUGUAUUUGGUCUGCCAUGGUAUGUAGCUGCGACUGUCUCAGCUCUUGCCCACAUCAUGAGUUUAAAGAAAGAAUCCAAAUGCAAUGCCCCAGGAGAACGGCCAACUUUCUUAGGAGUGAGAGAACAGAGAGUUACAGGAACACUUGUUGGUAUUUUAAGUGGUGUAUCUGUCCUUCUGACAUCAAUUCUUCAGAUUAUUCCUAUGCCAGUUCUAUAUGGUGUGUUCCUUUACAUGGGAAUUGUAGCUCUUUCUAUCUGUUGUAAGUGCCAUCAUGGCUCUGUUCAAUGUCCUGUACAGUCUGUUGUGAAAGUGCCAUCAUGGCUCAUUCAAUGUCCUGUACAGUCUGUUUGUAUGUGGCUCUGUUCUCUGUUCAGUCUGUCCUAA
Molecule: messenger RNA, 1815 nt
Organism: Acanthosepion pharaonis
Lineage: Eukaryota; Metazoa; Mollusca; Cephalopoda; Sepiida; Sepiidae
Source: the annotation of a GenBank genome assembly